This is a messenger RNA of Penicillium odoratum, 417 nucleotides long. RefSeq lists its product as uncharacterized. Bases 1 to 417 code for a protein of 138 amino acids. The transcript has a single exon. NCBI's taxonomy places the organism in Eukaryota, Fungi, Ascomycota, Eurotiomycetes, Eurotiales, Aspergillaceae. The record is from RefSeq and is a predicted model, not a curated record.
AUGGCUCCAGAGUUUCACAUUCAAGUCGACGACCUGCCCUUUCCAUUCAAAGACUGUAUUGAAGGCAAUGUCCCCAUUUUCGCACCUCAGUCAGAAUAUCUUGCCAGUCUUCAGCCUAUUCGCAAAAGCAUUUACGAGCAACUUCUAGAACAGCAAUGGACAGAGGAAGAAUGCUACGAUUAUUUUACCUUCAUUGAAAAAUACAUGGGAUUUGAGAGCGUAUGGCUCCGUCACAAGGGCUGGAAAGAGCAGAAAAUCCAGGACUGGAGUGAAGCGUGUGCACACAAGGAACUCUACUUUCUGCCGGGUUUAAAACAGGAUGAUCUGUAUCAACAGCUCUCACAAAUGGCCGGUGCGGCCCAACGAUGUAUUGCAUCCCGUGAAUUACUCAAGAGUGAAUCAGUCGCGAAGCUUUAA